Notolabrus celidotus (New Zealand spotty) is the source of this 3672-nucleotide messenger RNA. RefSeq names its product testis associated actin remodelling kinase 1 (gene tesk1). The record is from RefSeq and is a predicted model, not a curated record. Gene Ontology annotation, biological process: positive regulation of stress fiber assembly; protein phosphorylation; actin cytoskeleton organization. The transcript has 11 exons. Gene Ontology annotation, molecular function: ATP binding; protein serine/threonine kinase activity. Bases 741 to 2846 code for a protein of 701 amino acids. Gene Ontology annotation, cellular component: cytoplasm; nucleus. NCBI's taxonomy places the organism in Eukaryota, Metazoa, Chordata, Actinopteri, Labriformes, Labridae.
AAGUCACCGCUCCUCUUCCUUCAUGCACAGCGAGGAAGACGCGCAGGACGUAAAACGAAACCACAGAAGCCAGUGAGCGCGUGUUGUGUGUGUGUGAGAGAGAGGUGCACACACACAAACACACACACAAACACACACACAGAUGAUUAAUUAGUAAAAUAAAGACUCGUGGUAACUGGACGCCGCUGCUGAUCCGGGCUCGCGGCUCAGCAGAGGACACCGGCGUAUGAGGAGGUUGUGGCUCUUUUGGAGAAGGCCAGUUUUAACAGGCCGUCGCGUCACCGAGGCGGCUCGUGCGCACUGGAAACCCGGGAUUCAAUUGGUGGAAGCAGGAGGGGAGCCCCGGCCUUUUUCUACUGCAGGAGGAGGAGGAGAGCAGAGUGAGGAAACAGAGGGGAGAGCAGCAGCAGCAGGAGCCUGCGCAGCUUUUUACGACAUGAGGGACUUCACCCAAACUGCGCACUGACUCUGCAGGAUGCACCGCUGCAGCUGCGUAGUUUGUUAGACACACACAAGCGCGAGCUGGUUCCGGACUACAGGGGAUAAGCCCCCCCAAACCGGGCUCGGACUAUCUGCGACAUUCCCAUUGAGAGUUUUAUCUGCCUCCUCCUGCGUGCUGUGGCCUUGCAGCUGAAUCAUGGGAAAUGUAAACAUUUAGUCGGGCUGGAUUUUAAACUACGCACACGUCCCACGUCCUCCUCCUCCCUCCUCCUCCUCCUCCUCCUCCCGGGAAGUCCGAGAUGGAGAUGGGGAUGGAGACGGAGAGAGUCGAGCCGGAUCCGCCGGAGCAGGAGGGAGACGCAGAGCCGCCCAUGCACAGCGUCCACGGAACCAACCGGGUCAGACCGUCUUCGUACCGGGCCCUGAGGAGCGCUGUGUCCAGUCUGGCCCGGUUAGACGACUUCAGCUGCGAGAAGAUCGGAGCCGGGUUCUUCUCUGAGGUGUUCAAGGUGCAGCAUCGUGUGACAGGCCAGGUGAUGGCUCUGAAGAUGAACAUCCUGGUCAGCAACAGAGCCAACAUGCUCAAAGAAGUCCAGCUCAUGAACCGACUGUCACACCCAAACAUACUCAGGUUUAUCGGAGUGUGUGUUCAUGAGGGGCAGCUCCACGCACUUACAGAGUACAUAAACGGCGGAAACCUGGAGCAGCUGUUGGGCAGUGACGUGUAUCUCUCCUGGAGCGUGCGGCUCAGCCUGGCUCUGGACAUCGCCCGAGGUCUGCAGUACCUGCACAGCAAGGGCAUCUUCCACAGGGACCUCACCUCCAAGAACUGCCUGGUGCGCUGGGAGGGCUGCGUGUGCUCGGGCGUGGUGGGAGACUUCGGCCUGGCGGAGAAGAUCCCAGAUUACAGUGAAGAAGACGAGCAGGAGCCUCUAGCCGUGGUCGGCUCCCCCUACUGGAUGGCCCCGGAGGUGCUGCGAGGAGAGGUUUAUAAUGAGAAGGUGGAUGUGUUUGCUUACGGGAUCAUCCUGUGUGAGAUCAUAGCGAGGAUACAGGCUGACCCCGACAUCCUGCCGCGCACUGAGGACUUCGGUCUGGAUGUGGAGGCCUUUCAGCAGAUGGUCGGGGACUGUCCUCCUGACUUCCUGGAUUUGGCGAUCUCCUGCUGUAACAUGAAUGCAACGCAUCGUCCAUCCUUCUCUCAAAUCGUGGUGGAUCUUGAGAGGAAGCAGGCUGAAAGGAAACAGAAGGAUGAGCCAGCGUUCAAAUCUGUCUGUCCAGCGAUUGGACUGCUACGAAGGCGCUCCCUCGGCCUCCCGUCUGACCGUCGCCUCUCCCGCAGCAAAUCAGACAUGCUCCAUCCCCCAGACGCGCCCCCCUCCGUCACCUUGGCAACUCCAGCACGUGUCAACCCCUUCUCUCAAAGGGAAGACCUCAAAGGCGGCAAGAUCAAGCUAUUCGACACCCCCAGCAAGUCGGUGAUCUCCCUCACUUUCACCCUCCCGCCUCUGCCGGACUGCGACGACCCGGCUGCAUCAGAGUCGGACGUAGAUGAACAACCCCGGAGGCACAGGCGCUGCCACUCACUCCCCUGCACGCCUCCUCCAUACCUCACAUCAGCACCGAACACUGUCCUCACAGAAGAGGAGUCCCAGUCUGAGAUAGACACUGUGGAUGUUGAAUUAAAUGGACUGGGUGAAGAAGAGCGACUGUUGGAAGAGGGGAAGGAGACUUUUGAGGGGAGUGGGACAAAUCAAGGGGGUGAUUCGGGUCUUCCUCUGUCACUGGAACCUCUCUCUCUAGACCAAGAGGAGGACAAAGAGGAGGAGGAAGAGGAGCCUAUGGACUGUACAAGCUCCCCAGAUGCACAAGACAGUACUUCCUCUCCUUACUCAAAACUUUCUGCUGCUCCAUCCCAUUCCUCAACCCCCAUACAACCCUCCACGCCACCAUUCUCAAACGGCUGGGGGUCUGCUAUUUCCAACGGCCCCCCGUGCCUGCCUCCCCUUUCCAACUUGGAUAACAACAACGUGGUUGUGAGUCGCCCCUUGGGAUGGAACGUGGCAAAUACAACCGGCACUCCAGCCACAACCAACAACAACGGCUACCACUCCCCUCCCAGCGACCCCGCCGGAUCGUCCCCAUUUGGCUCGGGCAGCGGACACUCUCUGGACCAGGAGGAGGUGAUCUCCUGUCCAGGCUGCUGCCUCGCUGGACUUCGUUUCCCUUCAAUGUGUCUCAGAGCUCCGCCACGCAGAAAUCCCUACAAGAACUUGAACGGGGACCACGCUGCUUCACGUGGACUGCUUGGUCCAGGACCCAAAGGACUUCCACCCUCUCCUACACCAACAACCACCACCAACAGCCUGGAGCCGGGACUCGCUUUACCGGGUGCUCAAACCUAAACUCCUCAGUCAAGGAAACUCUGCUUCAAAAGCUGCUCUCUGGAAAUUAAGUGGGUCUUAUUAGAAUUUGCACAGAUUUUAAUUCAGCAAUACCCCGCUUAUUUUCUGGACCUGCUUUUUGAUGCAGAUCACUCUCCACAGAUCCACCAACUUAAACACACUCCAGGUCUACUCUUUUAAUGAAAACUGUGGAACUAGAAACUGAUAUCAUGAUGAAUUUCGCCCUCUGCUGGGCCGAGGGUGUAACAGCUACAGAUUUGAGCCGUGCCUGCGUUGAACUGACUGAUGAUGGGCAGCAUCCAGAGCUGUUCAGCAUGUUAACACUCCAGUUUUUGGGCCCAGUUGGUUUGUGUGUAUAUUUGCAGAUGUAAAGAUUCCUAUGACUGAUGAUAUUGAUGAAAAUGAUGCUGAAAAGAGGAAUGUUAAGCUUAGUAUUAUUACUGCUGCAAUGACUUUUCAUGUUUGGUGCUGUUUCUGAAUGAACAGGCAGUUUUGCUUUAUGUCUUUAAUUAUCAGGAGGUGUAUGGUGCACUGCUGAGAGGUGUGAGUGUGGAGUGGAUUGAUUGUGUGAAAGGCUCGACAUGCCUGUGUUCGUGUGUGUGUGUGUAUGUGAGAGAGGAAGGGAAAGAGUGUGUGCUGUACACCGUUCUUUUGUGGCUGUAUGAUCUCUAUUGGCCUGGUUAAGCACUUCAGCUGUAUUACUGUUGUUAAUAAGGAAAAUAUUGAUGUCAUUAUUACUUUUGGGAAUGAAAGGUCAAAGACCUGCUUAAGAGAUGUACAGAUUCUUAUUAUUUAAAGAUGACAUUGAAUAAAAAGAUAGAAUGCA